AUGGGUAGAGGACCAACUGAUGAAGAGAAGGCAAUUGUUAAGCAAUUGCGUGAGACACUACGUCAAGAAGAAAUAUGGAUGAAGCAGAGGUCACGGGUGCAAUGGUUACGUGAGGGUGACCGUAAUACCGCAUACUUCCAUUCUCAAGCGGCCCAGAGGAAACGCAUGAACAAGAUUGAGAAUCUAGAACGUGCAGAUGGCACAAAAUGCGCUACUUGGGAAGAGAAUUGUGAGGAGAUACAAGGCUUUUAUCAGAACUUGUAUUUGUCUCAGGGGUAUAAACCGAUGGAGGAGUUACUGGAUAUUGUACCGACCCGAGUUACUACUCCAAUGAAUGAAGCCUUCGACAAGGAAUAUACUCCAGAGGACGUAAAGGUAGCUUUGUUCCAAAUGGCUCCCUCAAAGGCGCCAAGAGUGGAUGGUUUCACGGCGGGGUUUUUUCAGCGACACUGGAACUUAUUGCAAGCAGAUAUUGUGCCGGCUGUGUUGGACUUUUUAAAUGGUGGGGAACUACCAACAGGGUUGAAUGAUACUUCUAUCACACUCAUCCCUAAGGUACGGCAUCCACAGCGCAUCUCUCAGUAUAGACCAAUCUCUCUAUGCUCGGUUCUAUACAAGAUUGCUUCCAAAUGUAUUGCAAACAGAGCCCGGGUUUUUCUGGGGGAUAUUAUUGGAGAAGAACAGAGUGCCUUUAUUCCUGGACGCUUGAUUACUGAUAACGUGUUGAUUGCGUAUGAAAGUAUACAUGCGAUGAGGAAGCGGAAGAAGGGAAAGAAUUGCGUGAGUGCGGUGAAAUUAGACAUGAUGAAGGCCUACGAUCGAGUCGAAUGGCACUACCUCCAGGCAAUUAUGUUGAAACUGGGCUUCAGUGCAAAUUUUGUAAGAUUGAUUAUGAAAUGUGUGACAUCCGUUCGGUUCACUGUGCGUGCUAAUGGGGAGAUGCUUCCUUACUUUACACCUACAAGAGGGCUGCGACAGGGCGAUCCGAUGUCACCGUUUCUGUUUCUGUGUUGUGCAGAGGGUUUUACGACCCUGCUGAAUUUUUUCGGAGGAAACUAUAUUGACAAAGGCAUCAGAGCUAGCAUACGAUCACCUUGGAUUAAUCAUCUGUUGUUUGCGGAUGACAGUCUAAUAUUUAUGAAGGCUAAUGGGCAAAGUGCAGACAGACUGAAUGAGAUCUUGAGGAUUUAUGAACAAUGUUCGGGACAGUGUGUAAAUAGGGAGAAGAGUUCGAUUUAUUUCAGCCCGAAUACUCCAAUACACUGUCGCCAGGAGUUGAAGGAGACCAUGAGUAUCAUAGUGGAAGCAUUCAACGAGCGAUAUUUGGGGCUUCCUACUGCAGUAGGACGUAUUACCAGUGGUACCUCUGACCACUUGGGUGAAAGAAUCAGAAGUAAGGUACAGGGAGGAUCGGAGAGGAUGGUGUCUUGUGCUGGCCGCGAGGUUUUCCUCAAGUCAGUGAUUCAGGAGAUCCCCACUUUCAGUAUGGGUUGUUUCCUGCUUACAAAGAAAGUUUGUAGACAGCUAGCAUCCUAUAUGGCUAGAUAUUGGUGGAGUUCCUCGAUCGAUCGCAAGUCGAUGCAUUGGAUAUCUUGGGAGGCCUUAGCUUCGCCGAAGUGUAAAGGCGGGAUGGGGUUCAGAAAUCUUGAGCUUUUCAACUUGGCCUUGUUGGGCAAACAUGGCUGGCGGCUGAUCACUCACCCUGAGUCUCUAUGCGCGCGAGUUUUGAAGACGAAAUAUUUUCCAGAGACCGACUUCAUGCAUGCUACUGUACCAGCCAGGUCAUCUGCGACGUGGAGAGCUAUAGUCGCUGGCCGGGAGGCGCUGGAAAGGGGUCUUUUGAGGCGAAUUGGGGAUGGCAGUUCUGUCGCGAUUUGGACAGAUAAGUGGAUUCCUGGGCUAAUCUCGAUGUCACCCUCAGUUCAGAUUGGCGAGGAUGAAUUGCACCGUGUCUCCGAUUUGAUUGAUGCUGAAAAUUGGACGUGGAAGGGAGACCUUAUUCGGAGUAACUUCACUGCGCCUGAGGCAGAUGCUAUUCUCAACAUCCCGUUGAGGCGAGGAGGAGGAGAGGAUUAUUGGGCUUGGGGCCUCGAAAGAAGAGGAGUCUAUACUGUCAAAACAGCGUAUCGUUCUCUAGUGACGCGCAACGAGCUGAGUUCUCUAGCGGAAGGGACGAUUACAGAAACUUCGCAAACUGAAGAACGGUUGUGGGACUCUCUGUGGAAAUUAAAUGUCAUGCCAAAGGUGAGGGUAUUUUGGUGGCGAGUCCUCCGCGGUAUUUUACCCGUGGAGGGUACACUACAUCACCGCCAUAUCGCACCUCUGGCUCGCUGUAGAGUUUGCCUAUCGGCAAAUGAAGACAUGAUGCAUGCUCUUAUUCGAUGUACGCAUGCACAGAAGUUUUGGACGGAGGCACGAAGCUGGUUGGAUCUGAAACUACCAGAGUUGCACCCUGCCUCAUGGUCUAGGGAUAUUUUAUGUGAUCCUAUAUUCAGAGAAGAGGAGCGCCCAAGGAUUAUUACAGUUAUGUGGGCAAUCUGGACAUCUCGGAAUAAUAUCGUUCAUGAUAGAGGAAGCUUGGACCCAGUGCAGUCUAUGAAAAUGACAAGAGAAGCAUUGGCCGUUCUUGAAAUACCCAAAAUGCAUGCAAAGGUUUUGCCAGGACAUGGAUGUGACGGAUGGAUUAAAAUCAAUACUGAUGCUGGUAUAUCCUUUGAUGCUAUGAGGGGGGGAGCAGGAGGAGUGGUUCGCUCACCUUCUGGGUUUAUUGGAGCUUGGAGUAAACCUUUACCAGGAGUGACUGAUCCUCUUAUAGCUGAAGCAAUGGCGCUCCGUGAAGGAGUAGUCUUUGCCCAACUUCGAGGGUUUACGCGAGUGGUGUUUGAAGUUGAUUGCUUGGAGGUGGUACAUCUCUGGGACUCGCGCGCUGUUUCGCGCUCAGUAGUAGCGCCGAUUCUUUUGGACAUUGAAGGGCUAGCUUUAAAUUUUACUAGAUUUAGAUGUGCGCCUUGGCGCACGAUCCCGUAG
Messenger RNA from Lolium rigidum, 3027 nucleotides. RefSeq lists its product as uncharacterized. Bases 1 to 3027 code for a protein of 1008 amino acids. The record is from RefSeq and is a predicted model, not a curated record. The transcript has a single exon. NCBI's taxonomy places the organism in Eukaryota, Viridiplantae, Streptophyta, Magnoliopsida, Poales, Poaceae. Gene Ontology annotation, molecular function: RNA-DNA hybrid ribonuclease activity; nucleic acid binding.